Hydatigera taeniaeformis is the source of this 765-nucleotide messenger RNA. NCBI's taxonomy places the organism in Eukaryota, Metazoa, Platyhelminthes, Cestoda, Cyclophyllidea, Taeniidae. The record is from the annotation of a GenBank genome assembly.
CAACAUGUCAGCAACGAGGAGGACCGCCGCACUCCAAGAAUGUUUUCACCUACUGCGUACAAUGGUGCUUCUGGGUAUAGAGAUCAGGUGGAAUUCCGCUAUGCACCCUCGACUUGGUCGGAUACGGAGAGCAUAGACAGAGGCAUAGGCUCGAUGCGCAUCAAUGGGGAUGAAGAGGACGAAGUGUUUGCGGCGAAUGGCGAGGGGAGAGAGAAGAGUUGUGAUGAUUAUAAUGAGACAACUGAUAAUAUAUUGGGAAGAAUCUUGGGGCGCCGAGAGGAUGUAGCAGAGCAGAUGAAACGCAGUCAACCUUACAUGAUGGCUCUGUUAGUUGGGAAAUCACCCACUCUUCGUUUGCCUCUUGGUAGCGUGGGCCAGACUUCUGGCAUCAACGGUAGGGAGCCGCUUGAUUCGGACCGAGGAGAUCGAUAUUCGCCCUUCACUGGAGAUGGCAGACGUCCGAGCCAGCAGUACAACCGAAUUGGAGUGAAGCAACCAGUCGCUGCUGCCGGAAAAGUUUUCUCUUCUGCUACCGCCAUGUCAUCUGCACCCCGUGCCACAUGGGUGACAGGACCACUGCAAAAGGAGCCUCCAAAGGAGUUCGUGCCCCAACUGCUCGAUCCCGAACCAGCCUAUCAGAAACCCUCUCCAGAUGCUAUACCGGGUCGAAAACCUGUCUACUCCAUGCAAGAGGAUGACGCCUUUAAGGUUAGCAAAGUGCUGAGUGUACAUGUUAAGGGGGCGUGGGCAUUGCUGAGUGAUUGA